AUGUAAAAUAAUAUUUAAUAGAUAAACAAUAUUUAUCAUAGAUUUUAUCUAACUCAUAUCUAGCUGGUAUGCCUGAUCUGUUUUUUUAAGUAAUUCAAGAAAGCUUUCCAAAAAACUGAAAGUUUUAAUCAAUAGAAAUUAUUUGUAUCUGUACUAUAAUUACCAUAGUAUAGAAAAAAAAUUUAUUUAGAUUAUAAUUAAUAUAAAUCAUUUAAGAAGCUCUAUUUUUCGUUUAUGUAUCUGUUAAAAUUUAAAAUUAUUCAGAAUUUACUGUUGAUUACUAAAAAAGUAGCUUUCAUUAUCAGUUUUUAAAAGAAUUAGAUUUGA
Messenger RNA from Tetrahymena thermophila SB210, 327 nucleotides. RefSeq names its product transmembrane protein, putative. Lineage: Eukaryota; Ciliophora; Oligohymenophorea; Hymenostomatida; Tetrahymenidae. The record is from RefSeq and is a predicted model, not a curated record. The transcript has 2 exons.